This is a messenger RNA of Periconia digitata, 2271 nucleotides long. Lineage: Eukaryota; Fungi; Ascomycota; Dothideomycetes; Pleosporales; Periconiaceae. The record is from the annotation of a GenBank genome assembly.
UUUCCACUCGGAGGUUUGGCCAUGCACACACUGCGCUGUACGCAUAGAUAUCGAUAUCUGCCCUUGACCUGCCGUAGAUGUUUGCAGCCAAGUCAACGCGACCUCUGCCAUGCGCGUGUAAACACCCAAGCUCCGCCUUCAGUUCCGAACCAGCCAUGAAUUGCCAUCCCAUCAGCAGCAGUACUAGAUGCAUCACUCGCAUCUCCUGCCCUGCCGUGCAUCGUGGAAAUGCCGGUGGGUCGUCACUAGCUAGCCCCAAUGAAGAUGCUCAAAAGCCAAGCUUGCCCAGCGGUGCAUGGGCGACUAGCCCUGGAGAAGGGUGCAUGUUCAUUGCUCACAUCUGUUGCUCAGCCUCUCAGCCCUCUCUCCUGCCCUCUUCCUUUCCUUCUUCGCGCGAGGUUGCUGAUGCUAUCGGCCUCUGAAAACUUUUUUGUCCUUUUCCUGUUGCUGCAUCUCUGCCCGUAUUGUCUUCUCCCGGUUCGCGCGCUGCAUCUCUCCGUGAGACCCUCCUCUUCGUAUCCGUGCCCUCGCUCAACCAGCCCACCCACCGCUUCACCCCCGUAAAUACCCUCCGCGAACGCGCGCGCCCUACGUACCCGCCCACCCAUUUCCCAUCCUCCGCCAGUUCCGCGUAGCUAAACCUCAACUUCAACCCGCCUUUGCACAUCUCCACGGUCGAAACGGGAAUAAUCUCCUCGCCCGUCUUGCUAUUAAUUUUGCGGCGGAUGCGGUAGAACCUCAACCCGUACCUGCACAAUCAUGGACGAGUGGAGAAAUCCAAAGCUCCCCGAGCGCCUGCCCUUUUCUAAAAAACGCCUAUCCAAGAGGGUCAUCUUCUCCUACAUCAGCGACUAUGUCAUUAUCGUUGCCCUCGCCGCCCUGUUUGUCCUCGUCGACAAGAUCGAACCGUUCCAUCAGCCAUUUGAGCUGACAAAUUAUACUCUCCAUUAUCCUUAUGCGAAAAAAGAGCGUGUUACUGUCAACAUGGCAGGAAUCAUUGCCAUUGGUGGCCCCAUGGUCGUCAUCGUCUUCUACACCAUGAUUAUCGACGGCUUAUUCUCCCACAAAACAUCCAUGCCUGCAGGCAGGUCAGGCGUGAAGCGCUUGACGGGCAGAUACCGGCUCAAGGAUAGAUUGUGGGAGUUGAACUGCGGACUACUCGGCCUGUUCCUUGCUGUUUCCGCUGCCUUCUCAAUCACUGGGUCUCUGAAGAAUGCUAUUGGAAAGCCUCGUCCUGAUAUCAUUGAUCGUUGCAUCGUAGAUGAAGUAAAAGCGGAAGUGGUUAGUAAAGGACGUCAGCUGGCGACAAUCGCACUUUGCAAACAGGACGAUCAACAUAUCUUGCAAGACGGAUUCAAGAGCUUUCCCUCGGCUCACAGCAGUGUGAGUUUCGGGGGACUUUUCUAUCUAUCCUUGUAUCUUGCCGCCAAACUGCACAUCCUCGACUCAAAGGGUGAAGUAUGGAAAGCAGUCAUCGUUGUCGUUCCGACCAUUGGCGCAGCUCUGAUUGCUGGUAGCCGUAUUAUGGAUGCUCGUCACCACCCUUUUGACGUUAUCACCGGAAGCCUCCUUGGAAUUCUUGUUGCAUGGGGUGCUUAUCGACAGUACUUUCCACCGAUCACAGAAACCUGGCGCAAGGGCCGAGCCUAUCCAAUCCGCAGUUGGGGUAGUGGACCUGAGCCACCUUCGACACGUCUGGCUACUGGAGAAGACGCGGAGCCCCUGAGAAGUGCACCGCUCGAUGUUGAGCGAGGAGAUGCAUCAGGGUUUUCGACCAAUCCCGUAGCUUCCGGAGGAAAUGGUGGAGGCAACGUCUUUCGAGAACAAAUAAAUCAGUCGCAGCGCCGACGACAACAGGAAGGACAGUUCAGCUUGCAACCGAGUGAUACCAUGGAAUCAACGUACUCGCAGAACUCAAAUGGGUACAGGAACCAAGCCCCCAUUUCGACUCCUUACAACAACCCGCGGAGACCGGACAAUUACGACUACUCGAGUUCAGAAGACGAUCAAGAUUACGAAUUACAACAAAGGCAGCCUAGAUCAGCAGUAGCCUACAACCCUGUUACUGGACAUACGGACACUGGGUACCAUCCGCCAUCUGGAGUCAGUCCAUCACCCACACCGCCACCGCCAGCUAGUUUUGGCAAUGCUCCAGCCCAACGUACCCGCACGGGAGACAUCGCGGCAGCGCGAAAAGAUUCUAUGCCGAUGGCCGCCCCUGCGCCGGCACCGCCUCCGCAUGCUUCGGGGACAAUGGCACAGGCAUUUUAA